AAUAAAACUUCUGUUUGAUCCAUCCAAGACUCACAAUCUCUGACUGUGACCAGUGCUUCGGUAUCGAUCCGUUAAAGAUACACGUCAUUACACUUUUAACCUGUAUCGCGUGUUUUAUUUUAGAUCAGGAAAUAUGUUUAAACAUCUGAACGUAGGUUUAUUGGCUCUGCUGGCGAUCGUGUUACUAUCGGAUAACACAGAACAAUCUGAAUUCUGCAAUGAAGCUGAAAACUGCGAUCUAUGGACUGAAACAUCUCACAAGAGUCCUACAGAUGCUGUAGUAACAUAUAAGCAGUUGAAACACAUGUUAUCCUCUGGAAGGGUCCAGCUCUUCGAUGUGCGUGAACCUUAUGAGCUUGAAUCAGGGUUUAUUUCAGGGGCCGCCAAUAUUCCACUGGGAGAUGUGGAUCAGGCCCUAAGACUGAACCCAGAUCAGUUUAAAGAGCGCUAUGGAGUCCCAAAGCCUUCAACAGAGGACACAGACUUUUUGCUUUACUGCCAGAGAGGACGCCGCAGUCUUGAUGCACUGGAAACAGCUUGGGCUUUGGGCUACACCAGGGCUCGACAUUACGCUGGUGGAUAUAAUGAAUGGAUUCAAGCGGAGUCUGAACUUUAAACGGUCUGAACCUGACCACGCACACUGAAGCCUGAGGUUAACCGUGAAACACACAUCAUGACUGAAACUUCAUAUAACACAUAUUUUUUCAAAGCUUUAUGUUUAUGAUUGUGAAGAAAAACUGCUGAUGAUUGAGAGUUUGGUAGCUCAUUGUGUGAAAGAUCAUUCUGUGAACUUUUUAUUUGAUUUUUAAAGAUGUGAGCUUUUUAUAGAUGGUUUAUAAAAAAUAAAUGCUUUAAUUUAUUUAAAA
This is a messenger RNA of Paramisgurnus dabryanus, 866 nucleotides long. Its product is annotated as thiosulfate:glutathione sulfurtransferase. The record is from RefSeq and is a predicted model, not a curated record. NCBI's taxonomy places the organism in Eukaryota, Metazoa, Chordata, Actinopteri, Cypriniformes, Cobitidae.